This is a messenger RNA of Fulvia fulva, 1194 nucleotides long. Its product is annotated as Cuticle-degrading protease. The transcript is spliced from 2 exons. The record is from RefSeq and is a predicted model, not a curated record. Gene Ontology annotation, molecular function: serine-type endopeptidase activity. Bases 1 to 1194 code for a protein of 397 amino acids. Gene Ontology annotation, biological process: proteolysis. NCBI's taxonomy places the organism in Eukaryota, Fungi, Ascomycota, Dothideomycetes, Mycosphaerellales, Mycosphaerellaceae.
AUGCUCCGCCUCUUCAAUCUCCUGGCUCUUCUGCCAGCAGCCUUCGCAGCUCCAUCGCAGCACUCCAACCUCGUCCGCGUCAAGCGCCAAGAGGCCGACCUCAUCCCCAACCAAUACCUCAUCAAGGCCUCUCCAAGUGCAGACCUUGAGACCGUCAAAGCGGACGUCGCUCGCAUUCUCGGUGUCGAAGAGUUCGUCCCAGACGAGGAGUUCCGUAUCAACGAUGUCUUCGAGGGCUUCAAGGUUGAAGCUGCACCUGAGGUCGCAGAGCAAUUGAAUGCAUUGAACACGGUCGAGAAAGUUCAGCAGGACUUUAUGGUGGAGAUUCAGGCUAUUACGCAGCAAACAGACCCACCAUAUGGCCUUGCCAGGAUCUCGAGCAGGACUCGAGGCACGACUUCGUACAAGUACGAUGACUCGGCUGGCGCUGGGACAUUCGUCUAUGUUGUCGACACUGGAAUCAACCUCAACCACGUAGACUUCGGCGGCCGCGCUUCCUUCGGCUUCUCCGCCGUCACCGACGAAGCAAACGGCGAUCUGAACGGUCACGGAACUCACUGUGCUGGAACCGCAGCAGGCCGGACCUACGGUGUCGCAAAAAGCGCCUCCAUCAUCGACGUCAAGGUCAUCAACCGCACAGGCCGCAGCCCGCUCUCCAACCUCGUCGCCGGUAUGGACUGGAUCGCCAACGACGUCCGCUCGAAGGGCCGCAUCGGACGCGCUGUAGUCUCCAUGUCUCUUGGCGCCGAUCGCCGUGCAGGCGAUACCGGUUUCCUCGACGAGGCUACUGCAGCCCUUGCAGACAUUGGCGUCUUCGUCACUGUCUCAUCUGGCAAUGCCAACGUCGACACCGACCUCUUCACCCCAGCUCGUGUCCCACAAGUCUGCACUGUCGGCGCCACCGACCGCAACGAUCGUCGCGGAGACUUCUCCAACUUCGGACCUCUCGUUGAUGUGCUGGCUCCUGGAGUUGAUGUCACGUCUGCUUGGAUCGGAUUGACUACCGCCACGAACACCAUCACUGGCACUUCUAUGGCUUGCCCUCACGUCGCUGGUGUUGGAGCCUACUUGUUGGGUAUGGAGGGAAGUCGGAAUGGUGCGCAACUUUGCAGCCGUAUCCAGGAGUUGAGCACCAAGGACGUCAUCUCGAACUUGAAGGGAGAGCAAAACCGUUUGCUCUACAAUGGCGUGUAA